AUGGUUGUUUUAAAUAUUAUCACUCUGAUAUCAAUCAAUUAUCCAAUAUUUGAUACGCUAAAUUAUUCGCAAAGAUCAAAUAUUAUCAUAAAAAAUGCUUCUACAUUAAAAAAUGUAACAAAUGAAAAUGACAAAUUUACAAAAUUAUUGAAAUCCUAUGAACAAACAGGAAAGUCACUGGAUGCAUUUUCCGUAAAAUUAAGAAAUAAUUUGAAAGCUAAUUUUAAUCGUGCAAAAAAAGAGAUAGCACUACUCAAUUUAGAUAAUCUCCGUGAAUUAACAACAUCGAGCAGUACAACGCUUCAAAUGGGAACAACAGCGCCCAAUUUGAAGGCAACAGCGCUUACUAAAUUGACAACACCAGCUAACAAUAGCGAGCAAAAAUUGUUUAUGGAAAAUUUAGAAGAGACAACAUUGUCAUUAUCGGAUGAAACUGAAUAUGAAAAUAUUUUUCAAAGAAUUGAUAAUGUAACCAUUGGUUUGGUAAUUGGAAUUAGCAUUGUUCUUUUCUUAAUUAUUAUAAUUAAUUGUUUUACAUUUCGUAUCUAUUUGAAAGAACGUAAAGAUGAUGAUCGAUCAUUUCAAAGUGAUGAUACUACUGAAUCAUCCAGUGAUAGGACAUUAACAACAAAUCGACAAUACGGUGGUUGUUCACCUCGUUUUGCAUAUCAAUUUUAUGAUGAUAGCAUUUAA
This is a messenger RNA of Brugia malayi, 693 nucleotides long. RefSeq lists its product as uncharacterized. Bases 1 to 693 code for a protein of 230 amino acids. The record is from RefSeq and is a predicted model, not a curated record. NCBI's taxonomy places the organism in Eukaryota, Metazoa, Nematoda, Chromadorea, Rhabditida, Onchocercidae. The transcript has 6 exons.